AGCACGCAUUGGCACUCACAUGGAGCGUUACAUAACGUUCGAGGUCCUUGAGCAGCUUUUCAAAACCCUAAUUUGAUUGCACGGCGCAUGCAAACCUAUGACGCCUGAGCUAGGGCGGGAGCAAGCAGGAGGCUGUUAGGUAAAUGUUGGAUGAUGCACAAGGCUGUGCAAGUUGCCAGGCGCUCCUUUUGCUGCUCCUUUGCUUCAUGCCUUGCUCCCUCUUUCAGGGGAGGCGCGGUCUUCUCUGUGGAUAGCCGGCGCUGCGAAAGAUUCACAUGCCAUGAGCGGAAAGCGGUGCGCCACCUGAGGACCGGUGGUACUUUGCUUAGACAGCUUCCGGGCUUAAACAUUGUCCAUUCAAAAGUUAUUCAUUUUCACAUCAAUCAAAGCCAACUCCCUUUUCCCAGAAUUGGGGGCAAGGUCCUGAGUCAGCACCGGAAAGUUUGUAGUGCCAUAGAUACUUCAAAGACAGCAGCAAUCUUGAUUGGGGCUGAAAUGGAACCCUCCAAUUUGGGAAUCACUCCCCAAUCUGACCUAAACACCACUCCAAUACUAAGUAGCCCACAACCAACUCGGCCGGCGUCAAACCUGGCUGAACCUCCAGUUACUCCAAACUCUCAAGAAGAAUCAGCUCCUAUAGCUGAAAGAGAACAAAUAUAUACACUCUUGACAUUGUCUGUGCCCCUAGACUUUGACCUAGAGAAGGCAGUGGUCAGCUAUGGCUUCUUCAUGGCUGCUCCGAACAGGUGGCUAUUCCCACCAGGGCAGGAGAGCGGCUGUCUGGAGAGGCCGCUGAGGCUGGCGGACGGGCGGGCCGUGUGGGUGCGAAUAGGCCCAAUGAAAGUCAAUGAGCCUGGAGUACUGUCAGUAGAAGUGGGAGUGGGGGAUAUGGGGAAAGGGGACAAAGACGUGAUUCAGGCCCAAGUGCGGCGCAUGCUGCGGCUGCUACCUGAGGACUCCGCCGCAGUGGCAGCCUUUCAGAACAUGCAUCCGGGUGCCAAAGCAGCGGGCUUUGGAAGGCUGUUUCGGUCGCCGACUUUGUGGGAGGACAUGGUCAAAACGCAGCUGUUGUGCAACUGCGGCUGGGGCCGCACGCUCAGCAUGAACCGGGCACUGUGCCAGCUGCAGGCAGAAAAGAACGGCCCCCCCCUCGGCUGCCCCCCUGAACUCUCCCACCUCGGCAACUUCCCCACCGCCGCCGAGCUCCAAGACUUUGACCCCAAGGCCCUCUCCAAGAAGUGCGGGUUAGGUUACCGCGCAACCCGCCUGGUUAGCUUCGCCAAGGGGGUGGCAACCGGGGUCUACGACCUGGGUCGGUUGGAAGGCCCCGGGCGUUUCGGAUCGGCGGCCGAGCGGCUGGCGGCCGUUCGAAAGAUGCCCGGGUUGGGGCCCUUCUCGGCGGCGAACGUGAUGCAGUGCUUGGGGGAGUUUGAGAAAGUGGCGGCGGACUCGGAGACGGCGCGGCAUCUGCGGGAGGUCCACCGAAAGGACGACUGUGACGCAAGCAACCUUGAGGAGAUCGUCGCCAAAGUUUACCUUCCUUACGCUCCCUACCAGUUUCUGGCGUACUGGUUCGAGAUUUGGCAAGAGUACGAGGCGCUGUUCGGACCGCUGAGCCGAAUGUCGCCGGACGAUUACGCGAACAUCACUGGACGGAAUAUGUCCAACAAGGACGACGGAAAGACAAAAAAGGUGCCCAAGAAGAGGGCUCCGAAAAAGACCACGACGAGAAAACGGGUUGCGGUGGAGGUUGAGACGGUUUCAGAAGCGGGGCUGAGUGAAGCCGUUAGCGAGGUGCUUACGGUGGAAGAAACGGAAACGUUGGUAACGGACCGGAACGGUGUUGGGGCGCCUGACACGCCCAUGAUCGUUGCGCGGAGGUCGAUGAGGAAGCGGGGGAAGGUGUGAACCCGGCUGCGAGCAGGGUUUCGGGGACCUUAGCGAAGGUCUCUUGGGACAAGUGUCAACCACGAAUCCUGUUUGUGAACUGCAGUUUCUGAGCGUACAUCGGAGCGGCAAUUUGUUGCGCUGCACUCGUGUG
Molecule: messenger RNA, 2041 nt
Organism: Klebsormidium nitens
Lineage: Eukaryota; Viridiplantae; Streptophyta; Klebsormidiophyceae; Klebsormidiales; Klebsormidiaceae
Source: the annotation of a GenBank genome assembly